AUGAAGUGCAUCGGCAUUUUGCCGCCUUACUUCUACUUCUAUAAUAAUAAUAAUAAUAAUUCACGGAUUUAUUCAUCUGGUUCUGUAACGGGUAAUAGUCCUCUGUCAUCUUUAUAUAACUUUUUGUAUUUUUGUGAUUACCGACAGUUUAACAAUAUCAUCAAUGCUAAUGGGCGGUGUCUCGAUUUAGUGAUUUCAGGAUUCCACUGUUUAGUUGAAAAGGCUUCUGAUUCUCUGGUUAAUGAGGAUCUUCAUCACCCAUCCCUUUUGAUCACUAUAAAGCGGCAGAAACCAAGACAGAAAUCCAUAAAUAAUAAUAGAUCUGCUCAUAAACAGUGGAAUUUUCGAAGAGCUGAUUAUCCUGGUUUAUAUAAAUAUUUGACAGAUUCCAAUUGGGAGUUCCUUAAUAACAUUAAUGAUGUCAAUCAGGCUUGCUCUCUUUUUUAUGAUCAGAUUAACAUGGCACUUGAAUUGCAUGUUCCGAAAACCCAUCGCUUACGGAAAUCAUCUUUUCCUCCUUGGUUCACGGCUGCAAUCAUCAGCAAUUUAAAACUUAAAUGGAGGCUGCUUCGUAAUUUCAGAUUAAGGAAAAGUGUGGGAACAUAUAGUCGUUUUAAAAGAGUUAGAUCUGAACUUAAACGGGAUAUAAAAGCUGCUUUUGUCAACUACACAUCUAAUCUUGAAGCUAAAAUCAAGUUUGAACCUCGCAGGUUUUGGUCUUACGUUAAUAAUUUAAAUAGUUCUAAUGCCAUUCCUUCGCAGAUGAUGUACUCUGAUAAGUUAUUAACAAAACCUGUUGACAUCGUUAAUGCCUUUGCAGAACAUUUUUCUAGCAACUAUAAUACUUGUAAUAUUGAUAAUAUUGAUAAUUUUCUUGACGGAGCUUCAAACACAAGUUUCAACUUAACAUCUAUUUCUGAAUCCGAGGUCCUUUGUGCUCUUAAGCAAAUAAAAGCGAAUAAUACAUCGGGUCAUGACAAUAUUCCUGCUUUCUUAUUGUCAGAUUGUGCAGCUGUGUUGGCUUAUCCUCUUUCCAUAUUAUUUAAUCUAAUCUUAAAGACGUGCACUUUCCCUGAUGUAUGGAAAUUGUCCAUAAUUUCUCCCGUAUUUAAAUGUGGCGAACGAACUGCUGUGGAAAAUUACAGACCUAUAUCUUUGAUAUGUAACUUCGCCAAGAUCUUUGAAACGGUGUUGCAUAAAUCUUUCUUUUUCAAUAUUCGCAGUUUAAUUAGUGAUUCUCAGCAUGGAUUUGUCAUUGGCCGGUCUACUGUUACAAAUUUGUGUGCUUUUACGCAGUUUGCAGCUGACCAACUUGAUGCAAAACUUCAGGUUGAUGUAGUUUACACCGAUUAUUCUAAAGCUUUUGACAAACUUAAUCAUAAUAUCCUGUUAGCAAAAUUGUCAAAUUAUCGUUCUUCGUUCCUAGAUCGUCUGCUCGUUCUCACCCCUGUUUUUAUCUGCGAACACCUCGUCUUAAUAUAG
Messenger RNA from Zophobas morio, 1482 nucleotides. RefSeq lists its product as uncharacterized. Bases 1 to 1482 code for a protein of 493 amino acids. The transcript has 3 exons. The record is from RefSeq and is a predicted model, not a curated record. Lineage: Eukaryota; Metazoa; Arthropoda; Insecta; Coleoptera; Tenebrionidae.